UUAUUCAGUGCUUUGCUGAUUCUAGAUGCAUGUAGGUAACAUAACCUUAAAUCAUCGUAUGAAAGCGCAACAAGUGCACGAAACUCCUUAAAUAAAUUUACAAUAUCUUUCCAAUAAUAGAUAUUUUCCAAAUCUCAAUGAAAUAAAGACUUUGAAGUGCUCUCUGGAAUUUUAUUCGCUACAUAAAAAACAAUUUGAUUAAAAGUUGUAACAGAAGAAUAUUGUGAAGAGCCGAUUAAGAAUUCUGUCUCGAGAUGCAGAGUUAAUUUCUGCAUCAAUUGUACCAUGAAUCGUGAAGAGGAAGAACUUGUUCAAAAAGAAAAUCUUUGGAAAUUAUAAUUUAAAUUGUGAACUGUGAGAAUAACAGUUUUGAUUGUGUUAUAAAGAGAAAAUAUUUGAUGGCUAUUAUAUCAAUUUUAAACUUUAACAAGGAAAGAUUUAAUCUGUUUUAAUCUGUGACAACUCUAAUUUAAAACGAAGGAAAAGAUUUGUAAAGGGUUAGUUUCUGAAAGCAGCGACUUAACUAUAAACUAUGGACAGAAAAGAUAUUUAUAACUUGAAUUUUGAACUACGAGCCAGAUUGAUUUGCUUUUGAGAGCUACAAUAUCUCAAUCAUGCCACAUCCUUGCGUCGUCUGCGGCCGUUCACGCAUGAACCCUAAUAAUCGGGAGGAGGAGUACAUGUUUUUCGGCUUUCCAGUGAAUGACGAAACUCGUUGCUGUCGCUGGUUAGAGUUCUGUGGUCGUGAGGACCUCUACAAACUCACAAAAAAGCAGCUUCUUCAGCGUAUGGUCUGCUCGAAGCAUUUUCAGCCCAAAGAUUUUCUUAAUGAAUAUUUGGACCGUUUAAAUUCCAAUGCAGUUCCAUCGGUUUAUGAUCCUAAGCAAAGCUUGUACAAUAUAACAUGUGUUCUUUGUGGAAGAGCACGAAGAGAUCCACCUUCAGCGGAUUACGAUGGAACAACCUUUCAUCAUUUUCCUGGAGAAGAAUUCCGCUGUCUUAAAUGGUUGGACUUUGUUGGUGUGGAUUCUUAUUACAGGCUAACAAGGAAGGAAAUACUUUUCUGCUAUAUCUGUUCCAAGCAUUUUGAUGGUUCCCAAUUUGUAUCAGGAUUUAAGGGAAGAUUAACGGAAAAUGCAGUUCCUAGUAUUCGUGAUCCAGACCAAUUGGAUGAAACAGAAUCAUGUAUUAUCGAGUCACAGGCUGAACCAAGACUUUUCAGCCCUUCAGAUAAAAGCAAAAAGCUGGAACCGCUGCCUAUUAAGGUAUUGGAAAGCCAGGCUUGUGCAGCUUGUGGUCGGUUAAGAUCUGAUCCGAGGAACAAGACUGAACGUUACAAGUUUCAUCCGUUCCCAGCAUACGAAAUAGGUCGAUGUUUGCGCUGGUGUCAAUUCUUGGGCCGGGAAGAUUUACUUAAAAUGUCGCCCAACCAAAUACGCAAACUCGUACUUUGUUCAAAACAUUUUCAGACCGGCCAAAGCUUCCACAAAAUCGGCCCAUGUGAUGCGGUUCCCACAAUUAAGGACAUUUCUGAAUCUGAAAAUAUUAUGGAACAAAACGAGGAUGAUCAAGACCUUGGAGAAGUCGGCAAAGACCCAUCCAAAGUUCUUAAGCGUUGCUCCAGGCCAUUGGUAUCCAGCAAAAAACCAAAAAUAGACAACAAACCUGCGCCAUUAGCAAAGAAACGAGGAAAAUCCCGAAGACCGACUUCUAUUAAUAUUCCUAGACCUAUGCCCAGCAAUUUAGAGGGCCAAGUGAUUAGAAAACUACCUCUUCCAUCUACAACCAAUUGGAAGUUCCAGUUUGGAGAUCAAUUCCAGCCAAUUACAAUUAAUAAUAUCCCUUCGAAUAUUAUAAAUAAUCAGGCAAAUAUUAAAAAAAUUAUAGUGCCGUUUACCGGAGAUAUAUCAAAUAUAUCAACUCUUGGUACUCCGAUACCAGUUCAUAGUUUAUCAAGUAUUCCCCCAGGACUACUAAUCAAAAUAAAUUUGCCAGAACAAGAACAGCAACCACAACAACAGCAGAAAUUGUCAAAGGCGAAAAAGCAAAACAAGACAAGGAACGUGACAAGUAGUCCAAAUGAACUUGAAAUUUGGGAAAAGAAUAACGGCCAAGCUUCUGUUAAAUUACAAAAUACGAAACGAAAUAAAGAUAAAAAUCUAGUAGAGCUAUCAAUUUCUUCAGAACCUGCAGAAGAGACUUUUAAUUCUAAUGAAAUAGAAAUGCAGGAUGAAGUGAUUCCGCAGUUGGAGAUUUUAGAAGACGGAGUACAGGUAAAAGGAAAACAGUAUUUUAAGGAGUUGGAGAAAGUGAAGAAAAUUCCGGCGAAGAGAAAGAAAGUAAAGCGACAAAAAAGAAUUACGGGAACCAUGAGAAGAACUAUGUUUCCUAUCAAGGAUGAAAUUAAAUAUUUCUUUAGAAAAAUGAUACCGCUAAUGCGUCGGCUACCGACACAGGCUAGGGCGACGUUGAAAUUGUCAAUCGUUAACAUGGUAAUCGAUCAACUCUGAAGUUGCAAAAAUAUAUAUUUUAGAAUCAAGAUUUUUACAUGAGCUUGUUGAUUAGAAAAUACUUGACGAAAUUUACGAAUACUAUUUAUACUUAAUACAAGCUCUUCAAUUAGUUUGUCAUAUAGGAUAAUGUUCAAGAAUUCUUCAAAAGUUUGCUUAUUUAUUUGAACAAUACAAACGAUUGAAAAAAUGUUUCGCAAAAUAACUUUUAAAAAUAAAGGAAAAAUCCAAGAAUUAAAUGAUAA
Molecule: messenger RNA, 2755 nt
Organism: Temnothorax curvispinosus
Lineage: Eukaryota; Metazoa; Arthropoda; Insecta; Hymenoptera; Formicidae
Exons: 4
Coding region: 615-2510 (631 amino acids)
Molecular function (GO): DNA binding
Source: RefSeq, a predicted model, not a curated record